Caenorhabditis auriculariae is the source of this 5548-nucleotide messenger RNA. NCBI's taxonomy places the organism in Eukaryota, Metazoa, Nematoda, Chromadorea, Rhabditida, Rhabditidae. The record is from the annotation of a GenBank genome assembly.
AUGCAGCCGACGGAAGACAUCCAAGCGCAGGAGUUCUACCACGGUCUAACUCUCCAACUCUGGUACCACGGCCUUUUGCCGCGCGAAGACAUUCUGGUCCGUCAGCAAAAUAAUAGUGUAACCCUCACUUGACAUCAUGAGUGAAAGUUAUUGUUCUUUAUUAGUUUCAAACAGAGGAAAGUGCAACAGCAGGAAACAAAACCAUUGGACACUUUGAACUUACUGAAAAUAAGAGUUAGUGGACUCGUGUGGUCUUUUAUCUUUACUUUAACAUCCCGAAAGUUGUGAUCCAAUCAAUCUCUGACGAAAUAAAUGGGAAAAAUUGAUAAUUAAUCAAAGAGAACUUAUUGCGAAACUCAUUAAUCGGAUCACUUUUGGAGGGCAAACAUAUGGGCUCAAAACUUGAAAUCAAAUCCAGUUUAUUCUAAAAAAUCUAAAAUUUCUACUUUUUGGUGGAAAAAAAAACAUUUUUUCGAAUAUGCUUCGCGGGUUCGAAUUGGAGGCACAUAUCUCCUUCGUUUCUCGGAGUACAUUCUAUAAAAAACUUGAAAUGUUAUGACAACAGUAAGAUUGACGUGAUUUUCUCGCAACUCUUAUUUUUAGUCGUUUUUUUUUCUUUCAACUUGAGAUUUUCCAGUAUCUUUCUCAAAGAAUAUGAAAACUCUUGAAACAUUAUUAGACUUUUGUGUGGUUUCAUUUUACUUAGUACUUGAGUCUAGCCGCUUAAAGUUUUGCGAUUUACUGACGCAGGUUUUUUGGUGUUUGAAAGUAGAAGCUAAGACGGAAAUAUCCUAGAGAAAACUUGAUUAGACGGAGUUUUCAGAAAAGUCAUAGGGAGCAAGAAAACUCGAAAACUUUGAAGGAUAAACAAAACGAUGUCAAAAAAGUAUGAUAUUUCAUUUUUGUUUAGAUGAUGUUAAAGAAGACUGGAGAUUUCUUGGUACGAUCCACGGAGCCGGUAGCGGGGGAAAAGCGUCAGUACGUACUUUCGGUUAAGAUCAGCGACGUUGCAGAAGAUGCCGGCGUAAGUUGCGUUCGAGGUCAAUAGUGAAUCGGUCUAACUGGGCUGCAGAUCAAGCAUUUUGUGAUCAAAGAAGCAAUGAACAAGUACAUCAUUGAGAGGAUGGCGUUUGACACUGUCACACAGCUCAUCGAACACUAUCUCAACUCAGCAGAACCUCUCAAUAAGGUUGAUCUGCGCCAAGAAUGAAAAGAGAACAAGAUUUUCCUUCUAGAGUGAGACAAAGUUUUUGAAUGGCUAAUCACAACGUUUAUUAGAAUGUGGUACAAAAUUUCAAGCGUUUUUGCAACUUCUUGCAAAGGCAAUAAUUAUAAAUAAAAGUCGACUUUAUGCGAUUUUUUGAGAGUCUGACUUUCCUGAAUGUUUCAAAAAAAGUUCUAUUUCAUGAAAAAAUGUGAAGUCGAACUAUUUAAUCCAAGCACACAACUUUUCCUUUUAAAAUAACUGUCUCUAAACUUACUGAAAAACGUGCGCUUUCCAUCGCACACAUAUAUCCACCUUUUUUUGAAUGUUCCUCCCAUCACACAUUUAUUCAGUAUUCAGAGAAAAUUCUUCGCUGAAUCUUGGGCUAAUAGAAGAAUUGUUUGUCGGUUCAUGAAAUAUUUGUUGCUCAAGAAAGGCACGUAGAGCAUCUCGCCCUUCUUUUGAUAGUAGCAGAUGAUUUUCGACUGUUCCGACAAUCACUGCUUCUCUAUGUAGGAACAGGACGACGUCCAGCUUGUCCAGGGCUGGCUGGCGUCGGAUCAAAUCGCAGGCGAGAGCGGUGAAUAAGACCGACCAUUCUGAGGGUGAAAAAAAAAGAAUGAAAAAAGUCAUUCGAAAGCUAAAACAACCUAAAUUUGAUCGGAAAUUAGUCUUACUGUAACUUCAAGACCUUCUUCAGGUGUCGAACGCAGUUCUGAAGACUCCAGUUCUGCGCGAGCCUUGGGAGAAGUCGCACGCCGACGUGCAGCUCAUCAAGAAACUUGGCGAAGGAGCGUUUGGAGAAGUCCACAGCGGCAAAAUCUGCAUUGACGGCUCUUCGGUGGACGUCGCUGUGAAGCUUGUGAGAAAGGAGUGGACGUAAAUUUCUAAAAAAGCGUGUCAGGCAAAACUCGAAACAAUGACCAAGGAGCAAGUAAAGCAAAUUAUGCGCGAAGCGCGACUCAUGCGAAGGUCAGUUGAUUUUUCAAAAAAACUUUUCAGAGAUGAACCAUUAAUUUUUUUAGCUUGAGUUUGAAAUAAUUGAGAAAAAAAUAGAUUAAAAAAACACUUUCUCAACAUGGUUUUCCGUCAGAAACGCGUUGGAACUUUUUCUUGUUCCGAAGAAUUCUUACGGCGAUCUAAUACCGGAGAACGAAAAAACAAAAACGAAAAAGAAUUUUUCGAAAAAAAAGCAAUUUGCAAAAAUAAAAACCUUUGCGAAAUCAGACCCAAGAAAAAUACUGUUCACAUGGAAGUAUUUGCUCAAGUCAUGAAGAAAAGAUUUCGAAAACCAAUGAUUAACAAUAUUUAAUAAUAUUGAAUAAUUUAAAAAUGAAAUCUAAAAAAAGAUUUUUGGCGCGAUCUUGACGUACGCUACUCCGCCGUGAAAAAGUCAUUCAUUUCUAUAUGUAAUUUUUUUAAAAAAAAUUUUUUUGUUAAAUCAAGCCAAUAUUUAAUCCAUCUUUUUUUCUUGUGAUCUUUGAAAAUAUGGAAAAAUCACGUCUACGAAGUUGCAGAUUUUCCGAAUUCAAACUAGCUUUGCGCAAGCUGUUACAUUCUGUCUCAGAUUCUGGGAUUCUCCUCUUUCUUUUGAAGAUUCGAUCACCCGAAUGUUGUCAAGUUUUACGGUGUGGCGGCUGGACAGGAGCCGCUGAUGGUGAUUAUGGAACUGGUGGGUGAAAUGUUUCCAAUGAGUCUUUUUCUUUCGUUUGCAUUCUCAGGCAGACGGCGGAGCACUCGACUCGUUUCUGAAAAAGCAGUACCCGCCAUUGAGCAAUGCCAAGAAGUUGGAGAUGAUCAUCCAGGCGGCCUUCGGUCUCGAGUAUCUGCACUCGUGCAAUGUGCUCCACCGGGACAUUGCCCUUAGAAACUGUCUGUAUGGAAAAGGACAGGUCCCGCAUUUUAGACUAAAUCGCAAAGUCGUUCCAACACAGUUUUAGGUGAAGAUAUCGGAUUUCGGAUUGUCAAGGGAAGGAAGCGUCUAUCAGAUGCCUCCGCACACAAGGUCUGUUGCGAGAAAUCUCAAGAAUCCCGCAUUUUUUAUUUUUUUCCCAUCUGGAAUGAUGUUAUUGAAACUUCUCAGCGGCUUGAAACUGUUUUUUCGCAGAGUUCCUAUUCGUUGGCUGGCCCCGGAAACCAUGACGGCAAUGAUUUACACGCAACAAAGCGACGUUUUCGCAUACGGUAUCCACUAUGGAAGGGUUUUCAUUCCGAUUUGUUCAGGUAUAAUGUGCUGGGAAGUUUACGCCAACGCCGAAGAACCCUACCCAGGGAUGACAGUUGCUGAAGUGGCUGUGCGAGUGAAAGGCGGCUACCGUAUGCCUUUCCCGAAAGACACCCCCCUCGAAGUCUCUACCUUGAUCCUGGUUCGUUGAUAGCUUCUGUCGGAAAUCGCGUUGGUUUCAGAAUAAGUGUUGGCCGGAAGCCCAUGCUGAACGUCUUUCGAUGGCCUCGCUGGUCAAGGAACUGCACAAGAUAGAAUUUGUUAGAUCUUUUGAUUCUUCUUCGGCUGAUUUCAAACACGAUUUUUUUUCUUUUACGUUUUUGAAAGGGUUUAUAAAGGGAUAACCCUUUCGUAAAAGUCUUGAAAAAGCGUCAGAAUUACUCUCUUUGGCGAAAUCAAACUCUUUAUUUAUUAUUCGAUAACUAACCUGCAGAAAUUUCAAAGUAGUACGCUCAAAUUUUCGUCUCACAAGGUAAAUUCCAGCUUCAGUUUGAUAGGUUUUAAUUUUUAGAGAAAGAAAAAAAACUUCAACUUUGCUUUUGAGCUGAUUUAACUUGUAUUCUACGUGGUGUUUUUAGUUUUUUUUUUUAUGAAACCCACUAAAUCGAAACGGAGUUUUUGUAGAAAGUUCCGUUCUAUCAUUUUUUUCUUAAGAGGCAGCCGAGCUUCAACACCGACGACGACUACUUUGCGGUGCGACGGCCGUCGCGAGAAACCUCUUCGAACAGUCAGUCGCUGUCGAAGGACAACCCCGUGGUCCGGAAAACCCGGUCGCCCGUCGUCAAAAGACGCGAGAAACGCAAGACGACACAUUCCCAAAACAAGAGCAAAAUGGAGACUUCCAAGAUAAAGGAACAUUCUAAGGCGGUCAGUCAUCAAAUAUGACUAUUUCAUACCAGUUCCAAAAAAACAGUUUAUUUUCCAAAAGUGAACUCAAUUCAAUUGGAAUUUGAAAUUCGGAAUGAAGUUUUUUUUAACAGUUUCGUUUCGUAAAAUGGAAACCCCGGUCAAAAAUCGGCUGUUUCCUCUCGUUUUUGAAUAUUUCUGAAUUUUUUUUCCUGGAAUUUUCAACUUUUCAUCGAAGUGAUCUCAUUCUUUUAAAGUGUUUGAGAAUGCUGAAAAAAUUAGGUCAUAGGGAAAAACAAAUCAAUUAAUGAAGAGAUCACACAAAAAAUUUUUUUCUCGACUUUUUUUCAUAUUAUUUGCUCUAGUCUACUUUAAGUUGUGCAAAUCACUAUCAUUCCUGAUCUGAUUUCAGAGCAAAAUCGCGAGUAAGAUUAUACCCUUCCGAGCAAGAAAGGAUCGGAAAAGUGUGGAAAGGGCUAAAGUGAAAGAAGGUUUGAUUGCUUUUCCGGCUUCAGACUUCCCGAAAAAUUAAGUUUUUUCUUUCGGAAUUUCUUCGAGGUUUUUCUAUGCAACCAUCGAAGCACGUGUUUGAGUAUUUCAAGAUUUCCGUUCAAAUUGAAACUCACAUACCAUCAAAUGUGCUAAACUUGAAAGUUGCCAAUUGGUUAAGGUCAAGUGGUGAGGUGGAAAAAAGAAAACUUUAAACGCACAUUUCAAUGAAAGCCACUUGACGAAAUGACUGUUUGAUCAUCGAUUAUUUCUCUUCUAUGCCGAAAAAGUUAGCAUCCAGCAAAAAAAAAAGACGAUGAAAGUUGCAUUCAGAGAAAAGUUUUGACUUUUGAACUUUCUUGAGAUGGAAACGUGUUUCGCAAGACUUGCUUUCUCAGAGAUUUUAUAGCGUAAUCUAGAGAUUUUUACAACUUUAAACAGCAAUUUUGGUGGCGAAAGACAAAUUUUAACCGUCCCAAUAUACUAAAUUGGGUGCUCCAUGUGACUUUUAAGUUUUUUUGAAGCUUAUUCGGCCCUGUUAAACUAACGAGAACUUGAAAACCGUAACGCAUUGUUUUCUUUGCCACAUAGAUAAGAAGUAGAGUCAAGGUUAUCUGACGUGAGUUUUUCUCACAAAUUAGAACUUGGAAACCAUUUUAUCUACGUGGAAUAUUUCCUAAAGAUCGAUUUCUGCAAAAGACAAGCAGAGAUCAGAGUUACUCAGAGAAAAAAAAAGUGAGAAAUAUUUUUCCUAAUUCCUGAUGCUUGCAGAUGCCCAGGAGUGA